CUCUUAUUCCUAAAGAUUAGUGCAGCUUUCACUGUGUUUGAUAGCUUCUGAACAAAAUGCACAAUCUGAUGAACAGGCCUGAAAGGGUUAACACACACAUUAGACCCUGUAAGUGAUGUCCAGCGUCACUCAGUGACAUCACAGACAUUAAUCAUGAGGAUAUUUGUAAGGACCGUCCCCUCCCUGUGUGCUUUAUCACCACCUUAUCCCAGGGUAUAAAUGCCAGAGUGUAUCAGACAAGGCACUGAACACCAGACACCAACAUGACACCAGCUGCUGGAUCCGUUCUUCUGGGACUUGCCCUGUGCCUUGUGGUCACCUGGCAAGCAGACACUAAUGGUCCUGCAGAAAAAGACGUCUGUCCUUUCUUUGAUCCUUCCAUCUGUGUGCACGUGCGGCCCUUGCCUGAUGCAUGCCAGACCGAUGACCAGUGUAAGAAAUCAGAGAAAUGCUGCUGCAGCAACUGCUGGCGCCAGUGUUUGCCCACGGUGAAAGAGCACCCCGGUCAGUGCCCAGCUGUGAAGAAAAGCCCUUGGAAUUUUUAUUCUCAAAAGUGCCAGACGGAUAGUGACUGCCCCAGCAGCAAGAAGUGUUGUGACAAGAAGUGUGUGUUCCCCGAGAAAGAGGGUCCUGGACUUUGCCCAGCAGUACUGGAACAGUUGGCCUGUGGGAACAUUCCAGAGUCCCCGCUCUGUACACGGGACUCUCAGUGUAAAAAUAAGCAGAAAUGCUGCUUGUCUGACAACAGGAUGCGCUGUGUAGAUUCUGUAAAACCUGGGGACUGUCCAGUGCCCACUACAUUGUGUGCGGCAGUGUACCCUGCACCCAAACCCAAAUGCAGAAGUGACCUAGACUGUCCCAAUGCAAAGAAGUGCUGCACAGUAGAAUGUCACCAGCAGUGCACAGACGCCAUUGUACCCAUCUCAGUCAAACCAGGAAACUGUCCAUUAACAAAGGCAAGAUGUGCAACUCCUCUGCCUGAACCAUUGUGUAACAGUGACAGCGACUGUAAAGGUGCCCUGAAAUGCUGCACCCCUCUGUGUCAACAGAAGUGCACUGAUCCCAUCAUGGAUAAACCAGGAACCUGCCCCGUGGUGAUGACACUCAUAGCCUGCAAAGAACCUCUCCCCCCAGCACGGUGCGCCAGUGAUGCAGAAUGCCCGCUCAAGCAGAAAUGCUGCAACUAUGGCUGUCAGGUCAUGUGUGUUGACCCAUUUGUCAAACCAGGAAACUGUCCAUUAACAAAGGCAAGAUGUGCAACUCCUCUGCCUGAACCGUUGUGUAACAGUGACAGCGACUGUAAAGGUGCCCUGAAAUGCUGCACCCCUCUGUGUCAACAGAAGUGCACUGAUCCCAUCAUGGAUAAACCAGGAACCUGCCCCGUGGUGAUGACACUCAUAGCCUGCAAAGAACCUCUCCCCCCAGCACGGUGCGCCAGUGAUGCAGAAUGCCCGCUCAAGCAGAAAUGCUGCAACUAUGGCUGUCAGGUCAUGUGUGUUGACCCAUUUGUCAAACCAGGAAACUGUCCAUUAACAAAGGCAAGAUGUGCAACUCCUCUGCCUGAACCGUUGUGUAACAGUGACAGCGACUGUAAAGGUGCCCUGAAAUGCUGCACCCCUCUGUGUCAACAGAAGUGCACUGAUCCCAUCAUGGAUAAACCAGGAACGUGCCCAGUGGUGAAUACUUUUGCACCCUGUCCUAUCCCACUUCCCCCAGCUCUAUGUGACAAUGACGCAAUGUGCGAUGGUAAUCAGAAGUGCUGUAACUAUGGCUGCCAGAUCAUGUGCACGGACCCAGUUGUUGCAAAAUAAAUUCAAGGACGCUAUUCCGUGAAAUCCAUGAGAGACGCUCUGUGCCAUACAGCUGUUAUGUUCCAGAGGUCGGUGCGAUUCAGUCUUUGUGAGCAGCGCACAGUUCAUAUAACCAUAUAAUAUAUACUCACUAUUAAAGGGCCAGUUUGUGGCUCUAUCUGUCCUGUACCCAAUAAAAGAUAACGUUAUUCA
Molecule: messenger RNA, 2003 nt
Organism: Bombina bombina (fire-bellied toad)
Lineage: Eukaryota; Metazoa; Chordata; Amphibia; Anura; Bombinatoridae
Product: keratin-associated protein 10-4
Exons: 13
Coding region: 264-1811 (515 amino acids)
Biological process (GO): antibacterial humoral response; innate immune response
Cellular component (GO): extracellular region
Molecular function (GO): peptidase inhibitor activity
Source: RefSeq, a predicted model, not a curated record